AUGAGCCGUCUCCUGGAGAAGCCCAACAUCGCCAUGUCCAUCAAGUCCACGGGUAGUCAGCUAUCGAGCACGAUGACCACGUCCUCGGCGACGCUGUCCUCGGACCUGGACGAUGUGGACACAUCCCGCACCCAACUGAGCCCAUCCGAAACAUCUGGAGUAGUCCUCGUACCCGGCACUACAGUCACACCCAUGCGCCAGAAAAUCGACCAGGUGGUGAUCAGCCUGAUAUCCGGAGCAGCGGCGGGGGCGCUGGCCAAGACGGUCAUCGCCCCGCUGGACCGCACCAAGAUCAACUUCCAGAUCCGCAACGAUGUGCCCUUCUCGUUCCGAGCCUCGCUGCGCUACCUGCAAAACACCUAUGCCAACGAGGGCGUUUUGGCCCUGUGGCGGGGGAACUCGGCCACGAUGGCCAGGAUCGUGCCCUACGCAGCCAUACAGUUUACGGCCCACGAGCAGUGGCGUCGCAUCCUGCACGUCGACAAGGACGGCACCAACACGAAAGGUCGUCGGUUUUUGGCUGGCUCCCUGGCGGGAAUAACCUCACAGUCGCUGACAUAUCCUUUGGACCUGGCACGCGCCCGCAUGGCCGUCACGGAUCGGUAUACUGGCUAUCGGACGCUGCGACAGGUCUUCACCAAGAUCUGGGUGGAAGAGGGUCCGCGGACGCUGUUCCGCGGCUACUGGGCGACCGUUCUCGGCGUGAUUCCCUAUGCGGGCACCUCCUUCUUCACCUACGAGACUCUCAAGCGGGAAUACUAUGAAGUGGUCGGCAACAAUAAACCCAAUACUCUAGUCUCGCUGGCCUUCGGUGCUGCGGCUGGUGCCGCUGGACAAACGGCCAGCUAUCCAUUGGACAUUGUGCGGCGAAGAAUGCAGACAAUGCGGGUGAACACGGCUGGCGGAGAUCGGUACCCAACCAUCCUGGAGACUCUCGUCAAGAUCUAUCGCGAGGAGGGCAUCAAAAACGGGUUCUACAAGGGACUCAGCAUGAACUGGAUCAAGGGACCCAUCGCCGUGGGCAUCAGCUUCUCCACCUACGAUCUGAUCAAGGCGUGGCUUACGGAGCUGGCCAACUUGAGACGGGUUGAGAAAUAGCCCAGCUCCCUGCCCCUGCCACAUGUCACCCAUAAACACCACACCAAAAACGCACUGUUUUGAUCUUAAGUCUCGUGAUCGAUGGAUGAGCUGAGGAGAUAGAAGUGAAGCACCGACAUGCUCUAAUUGUUAGAUAUUUUUAGCUGUUAGUUGUGAGGGAGAGAAGCGAUGAAGUGAAGACACCCGAAAGCGCUUAACUUUGUUAUUAACCGUAAUUGAUUUAUUAUCGCCGUAAGCCGAAAGUAUAUCAGUCAAUAAACUGUCUGAAUAAUGAC
This is a messenger RNA of Drosophila sechellia, 1373 nucleotides long. RefSeq names its product dephosphocoenzyme A carrier (gene DPCoAC). Gene Ontology annotation, biological process: transmembrane transport. Gene Ontology annotation, cellular component: mitochondrial inner membrane. NCBI's taxonomy places the organism in Eukaryota, Metazoa, Arthropoda, Insecta, Diptera, Drosophilidae. The record is from RefSeq and is a predicted model, not a curated record. The transcript is spliced from 5 exons. The coding region runs from base 1 to 1098 and encodes 365 amino acids.